This is a messenger RNA of Nematostella vectensis (starlet sea anemone), 2109 nucleotides long. Its product is annotated as G-protein coupled receptor 157. Gene Ontology annotation, biological process: adenylate cyclase-activating G protein-coupled receptor signaling pathway; cell surface receptor signaling pathway. Gene Ontology annotation, cellular component: plasma membrane. The record is from RefSeq and is a predicted model, not a curated record. Gene Ontology annotation, molecular function: G protein-coupled receptor activity. NCBI's taxonomy places the organism in Eukaryota, Metazoa, Cnidaria, Anthozoa, Actiniaria, Edwardsiidae. The transcript has 3 exons. The coding region runs from base 72 to 1100 and encodes 342 amino acids.
CCGGGGCGAGCGCAAACAGGUACUGUUUUAGUCUCCUUUUAGUUUCCUACAACAAACAAAAUCACGGAAGUAUGGAAAACUCAAACUCACCCUACAACGAAACUCUGCCCAACAAGAUCCUCACCACAACUGCUGGAAGCUUAUCGAUCUUUGGGACUUUAGUAAUUUUCUUGACUUUCUAUAUUUGGAAAGAUCUUCGCACGGCUUCGCGGAAAAUAUUGGUGUAUAUCUCUAUCGGUGACUUCCUUACAGCACUUGUAAACAUCUCGGGUCUUUGGCUGUCAGCUACGUUGUAUAAUAAGGUAACAGACAGCAAGCAUGAUCAUGGCAUGUACAUUGAUCUAUGUACGGCGGAAGGAUUUGUGAAUAUUGCAGCUAUUAUAUCGUCAUUCUUUUGGACUUUUUAUCUAUCUGUGUACCUUUACCUUGCCGUAUGCAAAGGCCUAGAGAGCAGCACAGAGAGGAUAGUUCUGCGAGUGUUUCACGUUACUGCAUGGGGAAUACCGCUUGUUAUUGCGUGCCUAGCAUUAGCGUUGAAUAAUGUUGGUCCGCUCGUUUAUCCCAAUAAAGUAUCUGAUGGCUGGUGCUGGGUCAAAACGGGUUCAAAGAAUCCGAAUCCUAAUGAAAUAGCGUGGAUGUUUAUUGCUGGUAAAGGCUGGGAAAUAUUGGCAUAUAUAGGAAUCACAGCUUUCUAUAUAAGAGUCAAGGUCCAUCUUCGGCAACAGGUGUAUUCCUGCCAGGGUGCUCCAUUUCUGACGAUGGGUUCAAUCGAAGCUGCAAGAAAAGCGGACCGCAAAUUCACUUUCAUACCUGUCAUCUUCAUCUUGCUACGAAUGUGGGGAACUAUUAGGUUCUUCUUAUAUAUUUCUGGACAAGGCCACCCAGAGUAUGAAUGGCUUAGAAUACUUCAUGGCAUUGGAGACAGUAGUCAAGGUUUUGCAAACUUCGUCAUAUUUUGUGUCUUCACUGAGAAGAUGGGAUCCCAUUUUAAGUACUGGUUUUCCAAAAUCUUCCCAUGCUGUAGUAAACCAAUGGAGAGUUCAGCACAUGUUGGUUAUGAGAGCACCAACAUACUUACAGAUCAUAGUUAUGAGACGUAGGUAAAGGAUGCAAUCCUAAGUACUGGAAAAAUCUAGGGACGUGGGCUAUUUUAGCUUUUAGCCUACCAUCUCUGUUUUGGGACCAAACUUGAAAGAGGUAGCCCUUGGCCAAGCACCGCUGAGGGGUAGGCUUGGCGGUGACCCCACCACUUUUUGCGACAGAAACAAGUCAAAUAUUAUGAUUUAUUCCUUCUUUCAAUUGUCGGCCCACCCACUUUUCAACAUGCUCUGCAGUCCCUAUACACUGCGCAGCAACACUUCUCACACAAGGGCAGGGCAGAUCCCGGGGUUCCAAUAGGGGAGAGCCAGAGCAAAGAGAGGAGGAAGGGGGCAAAUUCAUUCAAAAUCAUUAAAAAUAGAUGGGCUAGUACGAGAGAGUUUGCCAGCCCACCGCUAGACCCACUUACCUGAAUAUGAGAAGUUAGUUUGUAUUAAAACGUUUAAUCAAAUUGUCAACCCAUUGUCUGUGUUGGUUCAGGAAUUUCUUAGUGUAUUGUUUUUGCCAUUUGGGGUAGCAACUUUCAUCAUUAAGUCCACAGGCAUCACUUUUGAUAAAUUCACACGUAAAAUAAAUAAAUGUAUUGUAUGUUUAUGUAAUGGUACAUCUCUAUGAUCCUGUUUCUAUGGAUGACCCCUGAAUUAACAAGAAUCUGUGAGCUCUGUCAACCACAGAGAUGCCACACAUAGCAUACCCUGCUUUUUAUUGAUCACAACUCUAAUCAGAGUGAACAGAGUAAUACAAUUACUUGGUGCAUUUGGCAUGGUGUUUCAAUCUGUGUAACAAAGAGUUAAUCAUUGUGUCACCUGGUAUCAUCAGGCAAUAGACCUUAAACAAUUGAGUCAUAGCCAUCAUUACAGAGUACAUUAGACUCAUCUUUGAAACACUACAAGCACUCGUACUGUGUGUAAAAGUCCCUGAUAUGACUGGACAUAUCAUAAUCUAUAUUGUACUUCCUCUAUUUCCGUAAUGUAAAAUGCUUGUGAGAAGAAUAAAAAAAAAGAUGAUGUA